This is a messenger RNA of Ilex paraguariensis (yerba mate), 414 nucleotides long. The record is from the annotation of a GenBank genome assembly. NCBI's taxonomy places the organism in Eukaryota, Viridiplantae, Streptophyta, Magnoliopsida, Aquifoliales, Aquifoliaceae.
AUGAUUACAAUGCGCCACGACAAACUUAAAAGUGAUCUCCUCGUUUUAACCACAGUUUCUUUCAAUAUCGGUGGCUCAAGGGUCUUUUUUGCUACCACAAAUGUUAUUGGCACUCCAACUUACCAGAUGAGGAAGAAGACGAACAGUAGUCUUCUAGAGCUCAGAUGGGCGUUGGAAAUCGUCAUGUUCAAAAGCGAAAGUGGUACCAGGGAUGGUGGUGGAGGCAAUAGUGAACCAAUGGUCACAACAGUGGUUGUUUGGUUGGGUGGCAGCGACGGUGCUAAGAUUGUAGUGGUUGCAAGGCUGGUGAAGGUGGAGGUAGUGGUGGGGGAUAAUGGCUUGAUGGUGGUUGCUAUAGUGAUGGUAGAGGUGGGUAGUUCUAGUUGGGUGGUGGAGGGAAACGGAAAAACUUGA